Corticium candelabrum is the source of this 3384-nucleotide messenger RNA. Its product is annotated as ephrin receptor 1-like. Bases 75 to 3161 code for a protein of 1028 amino acids. Gene Ontology annotation, cellular component: signaling receptor complex; plasma membrane. The record is from RefSeq and is a predicted model, not a curated record. Gene Ontology annotation, biological process: positive regulation of kinase activity; protein phosphorylation; multicellular organism development. Lineage: Eukaryota; Metazoa; Porifera; Homoscleromorpha; Homosclerophorida; Plakinidae. Gene Ontology annotation, molecular function: transmembrane receptor protein tyrosine kinase activity; ATP binding. The transcript is spliced from 16 exons.
GGAGUCAGUUACGUUGUGACGCACUCUGAUCACUCCAUCCAAGUGGUUGCUGCAAGCUGUUAAGUUAGGCCAGCAUGACACGCCGGUUCGUGCGCAUACUAGUGUGGCUGUUUCUAGCAUUCACAGAAUGUCGCAGCAACAGAGUACAAAAUUGCUAUCGUGCCGCAACUGCCGGUCUCUAUUAUCGUGGUACUAAUAGCACGACGAUUAACGGAAACGCUUGUUUGAGUUGGACAUCAAACGAUGACUACAAGCCAGACGACUACCCACAAGCUGACAUCGGAGAUCACAACUAUUGUCGUAAUCCAAAAGGAGACCCUUACGACAAACCAUGGUGUUUUAUCAACAAAAACAAAAAGUGGGAAUAUUGUGAUGUACAGGAGUGUGCAGACACGUCGUGUUACAGUGUGAUAGACUUUGGUGGCGGAUACAGAGGAACAGUUAAUCAAGACAAAGAUGGUAACACAUGCAUUAAAUGGUCGGCAUCAGGAUCUGAUCUGGAAAGCAACUAUAUGAAGCAAGAAUUCACUAAAUAUGGAAUAGGAGAUCACAACUAUUGCAGAAAUCCAUAUCCCGAUAGUGAUGACCACAACAAACCUUAUUGUCAGUACAAAAAAGACGGCAAUAUUAAUGAAAAAGAUUGUGAUAUUCCGAAAUGCAAUGAUGUUCCUGUCAUUACUCAAACAUGUGGUGGGAAUGGAGGUGGAAAAGCAUGCAAGUUCCCGUUCGAGUAUGACAGCAAAAGGUUUGUAGAAUGCACAAACUACAAGAUUUCUACAUCAAGCUGGUGCGCAACCAAACUCGACGGCGACGGAAAGAUGGAGAAAUGGGGCCAUUGCUACUGUGGCGGUCCAACAACAUCGGCUGUACCAUCAACUGCUGCUCCAUCAACGGCCGCUCCAUCAUCGGUCAUCCCAUCCACAGCCACCCCAUCAACAUCCAUUCCAUCAACGUCCGCUCCAACAACGGCUGCUGCAUCGACGGCAGCCCCAUCAAUUGCCGCUUUAUCAUCGGUCAUUUCAUCAACAUCCAUCCCAUCAACGUCCACUCCAACAACUGCUGCUGCAUCUACGGCCGCACCAUCAACGGCCGCCCCAUCGAUAUCCAUCCCAUCAACGACCACCCCAUCGACGGCCGCCCCAUUAACUGCCGCUCUAUCGACAACCAGCUCAACAACAGCCACUAAGUUGUCUACAACAGACGUCAUCGCAACAAACUUUAGUCGUCCUUUUACAACCAGCAAAGAAACCCCAACGUCUGCUACUAAUGCUCAAACGUCAAAGUCAUUUUCAUCUACGACUACUGUUCAUGCUACCAAUACACUAUCAUCACUUGUUACAUCUUCUCAGACUAGCAAUGAAAUUAGCAGUCAGGCUGCAAAAUCAGCCAAAGGUAGUCGGUCUGAAAGUCUAGCUUCUACAACAGCCACAAGCAAAGUAUCUACAUCUGGGACUGCGAGUAUCGACAGCAAAGUAACUGCCAAUACCGUCGCUACUACCGACUUUUUGAAUUCAGUGACAACUGCAGCUAGAAGAAUAUCCCCGACAGUUGGUCAGCAAACAACUAGACAGUCAGAUGGAGUACCAGCGUUCUUGACAUCUACAAGCUCGGAGUCUGCAAUGAGUGAGAGAGCAUCAACAGCACGCAUGAAUAUGUCCACAAGCGUGCAAGCUACAGCGUCCCUAUCAGCAACUACCGUCUAUGCUCCACAGGGUCAUGAGUCGGAAAAACACGAUGGCAUAGUCCUAAUCGCUGCUCCUGCGGCAGCCGUCGGAUGUUUGAUCGUUGUUAUUGUCAUUAUUCUAUUGGUAAUACGGCGACGUCGCAGAUCGGGAAAACUGUGUGUGCCUAAACACCACACAACUGAGAUUGGCGUGUUGAACCCGACGUAUUCUGUUGCUGAUGUAGACGGAGAAUACGUCGAUCCAAACUUGCAGCAAAAUUACGCUGCCGUCGGACCUCAGCACGAACCUGCUGUGGAUGAAGACGGCUAUCUGGCGACGAAUGAAGCUCUAUCCAAAAGUCGCAAAUACAAUCAAUCGCAAACUGUUGAGGAUAAGCCGCUGUUGACGUCGGCCUACGUGGAUCUGAUCGAAGAUGAGCAGCCGCAGGUCUCCAGAAAUUUCAGCACAAAUGGAGAAGAGGAUGCAGCAGUUUACCUAGAACCAGCAGAUACAAUCGAAGGAAUCUACGAACAGUUUGAAAGCCGUCGGUAUCGCAAACUGGACGUCAAAUCGAUUCAAAUGUUUGACUCUCUUGGAUCUGGUGCGUUUGGUGACGUGCAUAGAGCAGAGUGGAAAAAAAAUGUGAAUGACAAAAUAACUGUAGCAGUGAAAACGCUAAAUUCCAAAGCCAACGAGGAAGACAAAGUCAAAUUCAUGCAAGAAGCAGCAAUCAUGGGGCAAUUUAAACAUAAACAUGUUGUCUCGCUAAUUGGAGUUGUAACAGAAGGAGACGCGCUAAUGGUUGUGUUGGAAUUUAUGGCAAACGGUGAUCUAAAGCAGUACCUUCAAGACGUCCGACUUCACUUAGACGAUAGUCAAGAAGCGGAGGAAAAGUUACAAGUUAAACUGUUGCAAAUGGCUCGCGAAAUUGCGUCAGGAAUGAAAUAUUUGUCCGCUAAACGCUUUGUACAUAGAGAUCUUGCAGCUCGUAACGUGAUGCUUGACAGUGAGCGAAAAUGCAAGAUCGGUGAUUUUGGUCUUUCUCGCGAUAUCGCCGAGGAUUCUUACUAUCGAUCAAAACAGAAUGGGAAAAUACCGGUAAGGUGGACGGCACCCGAGGCUCUCAAUUUUAAGAAGUAUUCUAGCGCUAGUGAUGUGUGGAGCUACGGUAUUGUGUUGUACGAGAUCUGGAGUGUGGGGAUGCGGCCCUACGGCAAGAAGAACAACAGCGACGUUUUGUCAAUGAUUGAUCAUGGCUACAGACUUCCUCCGCCGCCAGGCUGCCCACGGCCAAUCUACGCGUUAAUGAUAGAAUGCUGGCAUCCGAAUCACCAUAAGCGUCCGUCGUUUCGAGAUAUUGUGUCUCGAUUGGCCGCACCUACUCACAGUCUUUUGACUAACAACAGCCAAAGCGAAGGAGAAGGUGGACACGUUGGGGAUCCGCUCAGAUAUGCGGAAAUGCUUUACAAGGACUUGCAACGUUCUUACAAAGACUAACUGCCCUUGUUUCUGACGCAUAGUAAUACGAUAACUUACAAAGGUUAGUUGUCCAUUUGUAUGUUGGCACAGGCCCCAUGUCGGCACAAUGUAUCUUACGAUUCUGAGUCAGAUGGUCGGUUAGUUGCAUGCACAGACUAUUGCUGUUGGUUGCCGUUAAAUAAUCGCAUUGAAAAUGGAAUUGUUAAAACUCUGAUAGUUGUAUCAAAUGAAUGUACUGAAC